ACUGCUGUACUUUUUUCCUUCUCCAAACGGCACACAGGAUUCCAAGUGGCAUUUAACACAACAUGGGUUACUACUAUGCGUACUUGACUGGAAUAUCUGCCAGUGUUUUGACCGCCGUCGGUCUCUACCUUUUGCUAACUGGAUCAGGCGAAGCGUUUAAUGUCGGCCUCCUUCUGGAAACCGUAUCACCUUACUCAUGGGCAUUAAUUGGCAUUGGCCUAUGCAUUGGCCUCUCCGUCACAGGAGCAGCUUGGGGAAUCUUCAUAACAGGCUCAUCUAUUCUUGGUGCUGCUGUCAAGACGCCGCGAAUUCAGUCAAGAAACUUGAUUUCUAUCAUUUUUUGCGAAGUCGUGGCUAUUUACGGUGUUAUUAUGGCCAUCGUGUACUCGGCUAAACUCAAUGACGUUGGCCCAGACAUGCUCUUCACCGCCUCUAAUAUGUUUACCGGACACGCGUUGUUUUUCGGUGGCCUCACUGUUGGCUUAUGUAACUUGUUCUGUGGUGUCUGUGUUGGUAUUACUGGAUCCAGUGCAGCUCUUGCCGAUGCACAAGAUAGCCAGCUUUUCGUCAAGGUCCUUGUUGUUGAGAUUUUUGGCUCAGUUUUGGGUCUCUUCGGUCUCAUCGUUGGUCUUCUCGCGACUGGCAAAGCACUAGACUUCCAAUGAAAACGUCCCUUUAACAGUUUACUAGAGCAAAUUUGGUUCAGUUGUCCAUACCAACAUGUUUUUUCACUUGUUUAUCAUUUUUUUUAUUUUCUUCUUUUGUCGUGUCGCGAUCAGCUAUCGCUCAAGACAUACAACUCGUCCUAUACACAUUCGCACAUAAUGCGCUCUUACAACGUCAAAAAUAAAGAAAGAUGUUUAAAGAAUGGUUGUCUAUUGGGGUUUAUGGAACACUAUAUUAUUAAUUUUUGGUUCUGCUCUUCAGCGAUGACCCCAUGUCUAUGCUGAAGUGAUUUCCUUUGUCUUGCUCUUGAGGAUAUCAUCGAUCUCCUUGACAUGGCUGUCAGUGUAUUUUUGAACCUAGGCCAUGGCUGCGCGUCAGUAUAUGCAAAUCAGGAAAAUUUCAAAACAACCAUUCCGUUU
Umbelopsis ramanniana AG is the source of this 1085-nucleotide messenger RNA. RefSeq lists its product as uncharacterized. Gene Ontology annotation, cellular component: proton-transporting V-type ATPase, V0 domain. NCBI's taxonomy places the organism in Eukaryota, Fungi, Mucoromycota, Umbelopsidomycetes, Umbelopsidales, Umbelopsidaceae. Bases 63 to 665 code for a protein of 200 amino acids. Gene Ontology annotation, molecular function: proton-transporting ATPase activity, rotational mechanism. The record is from RefSeq and is a predicted model, not a curated record. The transcript has 4 exons. Gene Ontology annotation, biological process: proton transmembrane transport.